GGAGCAGACUGUCAUGCUGUCUCUCCCAUUUUCCACGGUUCCUCGGAGGUGAAAGAACUCUGGCGAGAGACUCUCCGAGGACAGAGCCAAAGCCCCCCGGGAGUGGAAUUCACCCCUGGACAGCCAGCCGCAACGCCGAUGAAACUACUCAGCAUCCACGAUGCUUCAAAAACACUAAAUGCCAAUAAUAUGGAGACACUAAUUGAAUGUCAGUCAGAGGGUGAUAUCAAGGAGCACCCCCUAUUGGCAUCAUGUGAGAGUGAAGAUAACAUUUGCCAGUUCAUUGAAGUUAAGAAGAGGAAGAAGGUGCUGUCCUGGCCCUUUCUCAUGAGGAGGCUCUCCCCGUCCUCAGAUUUUUCUGGAGCUUUAGAGCCAGAAUUGAAAGAGUCACUAUUUGAUCAGCCCUUGUCCAUUAUCUGUGGUGAAAACAACACACUCCCCAGGCCUAUUCAGGAUAUUCUCACUAUUCUCUGCCUUAAAGGCCCCUCCACUGAAGGCAUAUUCAGGAAGGCAGCCAACGAGAAGGCUCGCAAAGAGCUGAAGGAGGAGCUCAACUGUGGAGUCACAGUGGACCUGGAGGGGCUCCCUGUGCACCUGCUGGCUGCGGUCUUUAAGGACUUCCUCAGGAGCAUCCCGCUGAAACUUCUCUCCACUGACCUCUUUGAGGAGUGGAUGGGUGCGCUGGAGACGCAGGACGAGGAGGAGAGGAUCGAGGCUCUGAAACAGGUUGCAGAGAAGCUCCCUCGGCCCAAUCUCCUGCUGCUAAAGCACCUGGUAUACGUCCUGCACCUGAUUAGCAAGAACUGCGAGGUCAGCAAGAUGGACUCCAGCAACCUGGCCAUCUGCAUCGGGCCCAACGUGCUCACACUGGACAAUGACCAGCACUUGUCUUUUGAAGCCCAGAAAGACUUGAACAAUAAGGUGAAGACAUUGGUGGAAUUCCUCAUCGAUAACUGCUUUGAAAUAUUUGGGGAGAACAUUCCAGUGCAUUCUAGUGUCACCUCUGAUGAUUCUGUAGAACACACUGACAGUUCAGACGUGUCAACCCUGCAGAAUGACUCAGCCUAUGACAGCAAUGAUCCUGAUGUCGAGUCCAACAGCAACAGCACCAUCAACUCUCCCAGCGGGCAGCCCCAGGGGCCCACUGCUGUGUCCACUGGCUUACUGGACAGGGGGCAGUGGGACGUCUGUGAGCCAAGCCCGGAGCCCAUUGCAAGCACAGUAGCCAGGCUGAAAGGCCGCCUCAGCCAGCCGGACAGGAGGUACUCAGAGCCCAGCUUGUCAUCCUCACCAGAGAGCCUCCAAAACCAGACAACUACCCAAACCCUAACGAACAGUGAGGGCGACCUCCCUACGCCUCACGCGGGCUCUUAUUUGGAAAGUGAGGAAGCUGAAGAAGACCCAUUCCCAGAGGAGGUCUUCCCUGCAACACAUGGCAAAACCAAGAGGCCAGUGGACCUGAAGAUCAAGAACUUGACCCAGGGCCUAGCCUUACCACGGGGACUGGUCCCCAAAGCCCUCUCCAGUGGCUCCCUAGACGGUUGCUCAGACAGCUCACCUGCAGCUUCUCCUUCAAGCCCCAAAAGAAAUUUCUUCACCAGGCAUCAGUCUUUCUCCACAAAGAUUGAAAAAUGCAAACCCAACAGAGAAAUUAAAAAACACUCCAUGUCCUUCUCCUUUGCCUCUCACAAAAAAGUGCUGACCAAAACCCCCAGCUUCGGGAAAACCCACGGCUCUACCACAGAUCAAGCCAGGAAAGGUUCUAAAAGAGAAAGCCAGCUUGCCGGCCGGGUAGUGCAGGACGACGGGGCUGACACCCACAGCCCUAGCGCCCUGGGCUGCGGACUGAGGUCCUGCGUGCUGUCGGUGGACGAUGUGUUCCAGCUGGUGGACCCGGGUGGUCCCGCGAGCCCGCCCUCUUAUGAAGAGGCCAUGCGGUGCCAGGCUUGGGAACCUGCUGCCUACGGGAGCCAGACAGUGGGCAGCAUGAGGGCAAGAGCGCUCAGUGGGCACCUCAUUCUGCCACCUCUUCUCCCAUCUGACCACAGAGGGGACUCAAGAGACAAAUGCAGUGGGGAGCCCCUUCCUGGGCACAGACUGUCAGCCUUGACCAUGGGUUGGGCACACAGUAGGACCAUCAGUGCUUCUGUGGAAACUCUGGGGCACGUGGCUGUCCCAGGCAGACCUGAGCUGCCCCGGCUGAGGACCGUGGCCGAGGCUGUGCAGAAGAAUGAGAGGGACUAUCUCGUGCGACGCUGUAGCCAGCCCAUCUUUGAGGCUGACCAGCUCCAAUGUGCUAAGGAAUCCUACAUUUAGGCCAUGCCUUAGCCCGUGCCAUCUCUGUACAGACAGGGCCGUGGGAAGAACAGCUACAGUUCCCUGCUGAAAGGUCGUGAAUAAGCUCCUUUAGAAAGGGCUGGAGAGCCCUCCUCGGUGGGGACAGCCACACCAUGGUCAUGGAGCACCAGAUGGUGUCUAUGUGUGCUCCUGGAUUUGUGCAAUAUGUAACAAAUGUAUAAAAUGUAUGAUAGCCAGGGUGCUAGGGCCCAGAAGGGCGCAUAGAGCCCUGUGUACUUGGCUUUUCCACAGUAAAGUCCAUUGCUGUUCUCUCCUCCUGGGGUACUUUUCUCCUGGUUACUGUUUAAAAAUCAUUUUUGCUUUUUGAACGUUGCCUCAAAUGUCAUGCUAAUUUUCACAUUUGCCGCAAAUUCCGUUUAGGGAGAAAUGCUUAAAACUCU
Otolemur garnettii (small-eared galago) is the source of this 2738-nucleotide messenger RNA. It is a transcript of the gene TAGAP, whose product is annotated as T cell activation RhoGTPase activating protein. Gene Ontology annotation, biological process: regulation of Rho protein signal transduction; signal transduction. The record is from RefSeq and is a predicted model, not a curated record. Bases 139 to 2316 code for a protein of 725 amino acids. NCBI's taxonomy places the organism in Eukaryota, Metazoa, Chordata, Mammalia, Primates, Galagidae. The transcript is spliced from 10 exons. Gene Ontology annotation, molecular function: GTPase activator activity.